Molecule: messenger RNA, 4872 nt
Organism: Scaptodrosophila lebanonensis
Lineage: Eukaryota; Metazoa; Arthropoda; Insecta; Diptera; Drosophilidae
Gene: GABA-B-R3
Product: gamma-aminobutyric acid type B receptor subunit 1
Exons: 10
Coding region: 10-4434 (1474 amino acids)
Biological process (GO): gamma-aminobutyric acid signaling pathway; G protein-coupled receptor signaling pathway
Cellular component (GO): membrane; G protein-coupled receptor heterodimeric complex
Molecular function (GO): G protein-coupled GABA receptor activity
Source: RefSeq, a predicted model, not a curated record
GCCAACGGGAUGCGCAUAAUUCACGUGAGCAAGGCGAGAUAUCGCUCCCUGCGCCAACAGCAACAGCAACAAAAACAACACCAACAUCACCAACAGCACCAACAUCACCCACAGUCACAGUCACGACAGCAACAAUGCGCUGUGACAUGCCUGGGAGCGUUGCUGCUAUUAACAAUGCCAUAUGCUCUGGCCUGGACGCCAGUGGCAGCCGCCAUGGAAUCCUCAGCCGAGCUGCAAGCCAUGGGCAUGGAGCAGGAGUACGUCCGACUACAACAAUAUCAAUUACAACAAGAACAACAGCAGCAGCAGCAGCAGCAUCAAGCAGAAACUUCAUUACAUGAUAAAGCGACGAGUGUGGCAAUUAAGUUAAUGCCGUUAAGCCAGCAACUAUCGCCGUCAGGUGUUGAUGAUGCCACCAAAGGUUCAAUUAGCCAAGUUGCCCAAAGUGAAACAUAUCGCAGCCGUCCAGGACAACAGCAAACAGCGCUGGGCGCUUUGCUGGACAAUCAAAGUGUUGAUGCAAAGCAGCCACGACACCAACAGCAACAGCAACAACAAGCACUUAGCCAACAAGAGGCUGAACAAGCUGGGCAACAACAACAACAACACUUAGCCUUGGCACAGGUGCCAGCAAAUUGGAAAUACAAACGGACGAAAGUCAAGCGACGUCAGCGACUGCACACGCACAGCAAUCUGCCGAGCAUCAAUAUGUCCAACUCCUCCACCGCCUACUUCUCCGCCUUCUCCACGUCGACGGCGGCGCUGCUCAGCAAUCUGAGCAGCUGGCAACAACAGCAACGCUAUCUAAAAGUUAACCAAGUGUUCGAGAGCGAACGCCGCAUGUCACGCGCCGAGAUCCAACAAAAUCACGGCAAAAUCGUGCUGCUCGGCCUAUUCGAGCUAUCCACCAAGCGCGGCCCAAGGCCGGACGGACUCAGCGAGCUGGGCGCCGCCACCAUGGCCGUGGAACAUAUCAACCGCAAGCAGCUGCUGCCCGGUUACACGCUCGAGCUGGUCACCAACGACACGCAGUGCGAUCCUGGGGUCGGUGUUGAUCGUUUCUUCCACGCCAUCUACACCCAACCCUCCACACGCAUGGUCAUGUUGUUGGGCUCGGCCUGCUCAGAGGUCACCGAAAGUCUGGCGAAAGUGGUGCCCUACUGGAAUAUCGUGCAGGUCUCCUUUGGCUCCACAUCUCCGGCUCUGAGCGAUAGACGAGAGUUCCCCUAUUUCUAUCGCACCGUGGCCCCAGAUUCAUCGCACAAUCCGGCUCGGAUUGCUUUCAUACGUCGCUUUGGCUGGGACACCGUCACCACAUUCUCACAGAACGAAGAGGUUCAUUCGCUGGCGGUCAAUAAUCUGGUGACCGAGCUGGAGGCCGCCAAUAUAUCAUGUGCGGCGACAAUCACAUUUGCAGCCACAGAUUUUAAGGAGCAGUUGCUGCUCCUACGCGAAACCGACACACGCAUCAUUAUCGGCAGCUUCUCACAGGAAUUAGCGCCGCAAAUCCUCUGCGAGGCGUAUCGCCUCCACAUGUUUGGGGCGGACUAUGCCUGGAUAUUGCACGAGAGCAUGGGCGCUCCUUGGUGGAAUAGCGCUCAGACCCCCUGCACCGGCCUCGAGCUACAGCAGGCCGUCGAGAACCUCAUUGUCGUCUCCACCCACAACAGUAUUGUGGGCAACAAUGUCAGCUACAGCGGGCUGAACAAUCACAUGUUCAACUCACAACUGCGCAAACAGUUUGCACAAUUCGAAAGCUGGAACGUUGGCAGCGACCGCAGCCGCAACGCUGGAGGCGGCAGCGGCACCCAAAAUGCAGGCAACCGCAGCUCAAAAACAAUCAGGCGCAGCUCUAUGCCACAAACGGAUUUGGGCAAGCGCAGGCGUAGGCGUGGCACCACACGCCUCAACCCGGACGCCAUCUCCCGCUACGCCCCCCAGACCUACGAUGCGGUGUGGGCCAUCGCGUUGGCUCUGCGCGCUGCCGAGGAGCAAUGGAGACGCGAUGCCAAACAAUCCAAGCUAGAUGGCUUCGAUUACACGCGCAGCGACAUGGCCUGGGAAUUUCUACAACAACUGAGCAAAUUGCACUUCCUUGGUGUUUCGGGACCCGUGUCCUUUAGCGGUCCCGAUCGCGUGGGCAUCACCGCAUUCUAUCAAAUACAGCGCGGAAUGCUGGAACCCAUCGCUCUCUACUAUCCAGCCACCGAUGCUCUGGACUUCCGUUGUCCGCGCUGCCGUCCCGUCAAGUGGCACAGCGGCCAGGUGCCCAUUGCCAAGCGCGUGUUCAAGCUGCGAGUAGCCACCAUAGCGCCCUUGGCGUUCUACACCAUUGCCACGCUAUCCAGUGUGGGUGUUGCGCUGGCCAUUGCAUUUCUGGCCUUCAAUCUGCACUUUCGCAAGCUCAAAGCAAUUAAACUUUCAAGCCCGAAACUCAGCAACAUCACCGCAGUGGGCUGCAUCUUCGUCUAUGCCGCCGUCAUCUUGCUAGGCCUGGACUACUCGACGCUGCCCUCGGCCGCGAGCUCCUUUGCCACAGUUUGCACGGCACGUGUGUAUUUGCUGUCGGCCGGCUUCUCGUUGGCCUUUGGCUCCAUGUUCGCCAAGACGUAUCGUGUGCAUCGCAUCUUCACACGCACCGGCAGCGUGUUCAAGGAUAAAAUGCUGCAGGACAUACAGUUAAUUUUGCUCGUGUGUGGCCUGUUGCUUGUCGAUGCGCUCGUCGUCACACUGUGGGUCGUCAGCGACCCAAUGGAAAGGCAUUUACAUAAUUUGACACUUGAAAUCAGCGCCAUUGAUCGAAGCGUUGUCUAUCAGCCCCAGGUCGAAGUUUGUCGCUCACAGCACACACAAAGUUGGUUGGGCGUGUUGUACGCCUACAAGGGCCUGUUGUUGGUUGUGGGCGUUUAUAUGGCCUGGGAGACACGUCAUGUGAAAAUACCAGCACUCAACGAUUCCCAAUACAUUGGCGUCUCCGUCUAUAGUGUGGUGAUAACCAGCGCCAUUGUCGUCGUUCUUGCCAAUUUGAUAUCGGAGCGAGUAACCCUCGCCUUUAUUACGAUAACAGCAUUGAUACUCGCCUCGACGACAGCAACCUUGUGCCUCCUCUUCAUACCCAAGCUGCAUGAUAUUUGGGCACGCAACGACAUUAUAGAUCCGGUCAUUCACAGCAUGGGCCUCAAAAUGGAGUGCAAUACACGUCGUUUCGUGAUCGAUGAUCGUCGUGAGCUGCAGUAUCGCGUUGAGGUGCAAAAUCGCGUCUAUAAGAAGGAGAUACAGGCAUUGGAUGCCGAAAUCCGCAAGUUGGAGCGCAUGCUGGAGUCGGGCACUGCCUCCACGACCACUUCGUCCUCCACCUCGCUGCUGGGUCAUCUCAAGCCAGAGGUAACAGUAACCAGUGGCGCCUCUCUACAGCUGCCAGCAACACAGACUCUGCCACAGCCCCCACCACACCCCAGCAAAUCGCGCACCCCAAGCAUUUCGGGCAUACUGCCGAACUUGUUGCUCUCCGUGCUGCCGCCAGUUAUACCUCGAGCCAGUUGGCCAUCGGCAGAGUAUAUGCAAAUACCGAUGCGACGCUCAGUCACCUUUGCCUCACAGCCGCAGCUCGAGGAAGCCUGUCUGCCCACACAGGAUUUGAUUAAUUUGCGUCUGGCACAUCAGCAGGCCACCGAGGCGAAGACAGGACUCAUUAAUCGACUGCGCGGCAUUUUCUCGCGCACCACUUCCAGCAACAAGGGCUCCACGGCCAGUCUCGCAGAUCAGAAGGGCCUCAAGGCGGCCUUCAAAUCCCACAUGGGUCUCUUCACGCGUCUCAUUCCCUCCUCGCAGACGGCCUCCUGCAAUGCCAUUUACAACACACAGCUAGAUGGCAACAAUGCCAUCAGCAAUGGCAAUGGCACGGCAGCUGCCACAGCCACGGCCCACUUGAAGCCCAUGCAUCGCGGCUCCCUGACCAAAAGUGGCACCCAUCUGGAUCUGUUGACCAAAGAUCCAAACUUUUUACCCAUACCCACCAUAUCCGGCUGCGAGCGAUUCGACGAAACGGGCGGUAAGUACGUGAAGCUGCCCGAGACUAAGGUAAACUUUCAGCUGCCAAGCAAUCGACGACCAUCGGUGGUGCAACCCAUGGCCCCGCCAAGCUUGAGAGAGCGUGUACGGGGCUCGCCACGCUUUCCACACCGCAUCCUACCGCCCACCUGCAGCCUCAGUGCGCUGGCCGAGUCCGAAACGGAUCGUGGCGCCCAGACAAGCAGUGAGGUGGGCAGCUGCAAGUCCAUUCCACGCAUCUCACUGCAACAUGCCACCAGCGGGGGCAACUGGAAGUCCAUGGAGACGGCGGCUAAGUCGCGUCUAUCGCUCGGCGAUUCACAAGAGGAGCAAUUGAAUCAGACGGCCCAGGUCUGUGAGGCACCAUCUAAUGGUCUGGACUAGCUCUUCUCACGAUUGAAACAACAACUAUUAUACAUACUAUAUAGAUUCAUGUAGCAGCCGCGUCCAAUCCCCCUUGUCUCCUUGUCAAUUAGAACGUGAACACCAAGCAAUUAUUUUUGAACGGACAGCUGCGUUCAAGGCGCGCCUGCAACUGACCAAUCGGCUUAAAGCAAUCAAAGCAUUAGCAUAUGUAACUAGUUAAGUUAUCCAAGCCAAAAAGUAGCUAGUCAUCUAACUCACAUACCAGUCGGUAAAUCUUUAAUAUAUUUCAGCUCAAAAGGUAUUAAACUCCUACAACUUAUCAGUUUUUUAACUGAAACCAAAACUACAAAAUUAAUUUGGUUUGUCAGCCAAUUUUCAAUAUUUUGUUUAUCUUUGAUACUAUACGAUCAGUAUAUAUAUCUAUAUUUUUUAUUCAAUAUUAUAAUAUUGGAUAUA